AUUGUGUGCGAUAGUACAAGGGAGGCAAAUUCUAUGUAACAGCCAGGUAAAUGUCUACGAGAUUGCACGAGAUCACACUGUGCCAUGACAACGUUGAUACAACCAAGAUGGCCGACUAUAUUUGCAUAUAAAAUAUACAGAUCGUAGAAGAUGUCCGUGGUAGCCAUGCCGACCAUUGAGGAGCGGGAGAACUUGAUGAGACCCCAGAGGGUGCCCCUGUCUGGCUUCAGUCCUCGUCCAGUCCAGAGACUGGCCACCAGAAAACAGCCCAAAUCUGUGUUAAAUAUAGAGUGUAAUCACUUCUUACGGACAGAAACAAAGGACUUCACUCACGGACACGCCCCUCUCACGUACAAACUGUGGCUGGAAGCCGGGAAGCAUGACCCUCCCUACCCAAACACCCCUGACCCCAACUUUAACAGCAACGUGUGGAGAAAUUUUAGAAAACAGUAUGGAUUUAACACUACUGCGGAGGGUAGGAAGAUUUCUGAAGUGCUAGCUACAAUGUACCCAUUAAACAUCCCCCCUCCCUCACAGGUCGGGGAUCACACGUUUGAGAAAUACAUCAGAGAGACAAAGUUGUUUAAUAAUGAGAAGAUAGCCUUUCUGGCAAUGAACAGAACCAAGGCUGACGUUCAGGAAUUCAAGAGGUUACGGUGUCGAAGUGAAGCAAGAAAUCCGCCUCUCGACGAAAGUGGAAACAUUUUACCACCUGAGAACUUUAAAAAAUACGAGCAUCGGUUUCUACCCCCACCCCCACUACCACCGACCCCUCCCCCGACAAACCAGAAGAUCGACUCCCUGGGCCAGCGGUAUGUACCGCGCUCCGAGCCCCACCUGUGGAAGUUGUCCUACAAAUUAUCUCACCCCCAGUACGAGAGUGUUCGAAAGGAAGUCAAACGACGACAAGAAAUGAUGAAGAACAAACCACCUGGCGUGUCUCCUAAAACUUUCCCAUCGCCUCUGGUGCCAUGAAACUUGAGACUGAGUACUCAUGUACUCAGUUUAACAUAGUGUGCCAUUCCUACUUUCGUGUCACUUCUUUAUUUUCGCGAUCUUCAUCUGGAUUUCUUGUUUAUUUUAGUCCAGAUAUCUAUAAAAAAUCUAACCAAUAAAAAAAUGAAAGAAUAAAUGUUUGUGAAUUUACAAACGGAAUGGUCGCACUAAUGAAAAACGCCCACCUGCAUCGUUCUCGUGGCAAAUCAUGAAGCAAGAGUGCUAGAGGUACCUGUGAUUAUGACGUCAUAAUGCAUAAUGAUCUAUAGACUGUGAUACGUUUCUCACUGCAUGAUACGUCUGAUGAUGAAUGAGUGUAUUGUAUAUAUGUGCCGACUAUAAAUAAAAUUUACUUGACUUGAGGGAUUGUUAAUUGUAUAUAUGAUUCUUUACAAUACCAUAUAAAUUUAUUCUUUUUUCUCUGUUUAUUAGUGUGAGUUUGAAAACUGAUGUUUUAAUUGUAUCGAGACCAGAAAUGUUUUUUUUAACAUGACCAGUAUUUUCACGAGCGCCAACCAUUUGAGAACAAUCACAAGUAUAUACAGAAGAGGUAAUAUAACAAUGUUGUAAAUAUUUUUAUUGCAGUAUUUCAUUAAAAAGCUGUGAUAUAUUAUUACCAUGCUAAAAUAGAGCUGACCAUAUGGCUCGAAAUCGUUAUCUUUAUGUAAAGUUUACCAUGUUUGUUUUCUAACUAAUCACAGAAUAUUUAUUGUUAUUCAUUCUCUAUCUACUUUGUUGUGCAAUCACAAGAAAUGGAAUAAACUU
Molecule: messenger RNA, 1761 nt
Organism: Saccostrea cuccullata (small rock oyster)
Lineage: Eukaryota; Metazoa; Mollusca; Bivalvia; Ostreida; Ostreidae
Product: testis-expressed protein 52-like
Exons: 3
Coding region: 151-975 (274 amino acids)
Source: RefSeq, a predicted model, not a curated record